AUGCUCAUAAACGUGGUGCAAACCAACCGUCGGAUUUAUACAAUGAUCACGGUGAAGUUGCUGCAGUCUGGUGAUAAUCAAGACAGGAAUGAUACUAGCACUGAGCUGGUGCUACGUAGUUACUCGUACCUCAAGGAGUUUGGGGAAUGGAAGACGCCGACACUUCCAGAGAAACACAAACUGGCUGCAGCCAAUUUUGGAAGUCACCGAGGUCAAUUCGAUCUGAUCUCGCAGGAUGGCAGUGUGGUUUUGGAAUUGGAAGUACCGAGGGGUACAGAUGCCCAGAUGGAUUAUUAUUUGGUGAAACAAGCCACAGUGUCCAUUCAUAUCCAAGAGCUUUUGCAAGUUUAUUUUAUAUCGCUACGGCCGAUUAAAUCUUUGCCUGAACCUUCGCACCGCGAAGCAUGCAACAUUUCGAUCACACUUCGAUCAAUAGCAGGGAAACUAGUUACACGUUGUUGUGUGCCUGGGUAUAUUACGGUCGAACAGCAACAAGGUGAUGGCACUUCAACUGAAAGUAACACACCACGCAACCAAUCAAGACAGCGAACUGGGAUCGAGAAUUUUGAGGCUGUAACGUGUCGAGGCAACUGUAACUCAGACAAGAGAACCAAGGUUAACCUUCCCACUGACCCAGGCUACGCGUGGCUCGAGGUGCGAAGUAUGAACGAAGCAGCUUUAUCGAGACGGUCGUGUCUUUAUUAUUACGCUGUAGCGCUUCAUCACGGUGCUAAGAAAGUCCCAGGAAGUGGAGAUUCGCGAGCGAUGCAGUUCAAUUGGCUGCCAGGCUUACUCGAAUCAUUUCCCACACUGGAAUCUCGGCAACGGCGAUGUCUGAAGGGCAACCUACGCAUGAUGACUUCGUCGAACGGUAGCAUGUUGCAAGAACUGACGCUAGUAGCGCAGAGAUUGCCAACAGCGAGGCUAGAACGAUAUGCAGCUCGGAUCGAGUCGUACACAAGACAUGAGUCAUAA
Messenger RNA from Phytophthora infestans T30-4, 975 nucleotides. RefSeq lists its product as uncharacterized. The transcript has a single exon. The record is from RefSeq and is a predicted model, not a curated record. NCBI's taxonomy places the organism in Eukaryota, Oomycota, Peronosporomycetes, Peronosporales, Peronosporaceae. Bases 1 to 975 code for a protein of 324 amino acids.